This is a messenger RNA of Juglans microcarpa x Juglans regia, 2065 nucleotides long. Its product is annotated as mannan endo-1,4-beta-mannosidase 2-like. Gene Ontology annotation, molecular function: hydrolase activity, hydrolyzing O-glycosyl compounds. The record is from RefSeq and is a predicted model, not a curated record. The coding region runs from base 604 to 1899 and encodes 431 amino acids. The transcript is spliced from 5 exons. NCBI's taxonomy places the organism in Eukaryota, Viridiplantae, Streptophyta, Magnoliopsida, Fagales, Juglandaceae.
AUCGGAUACUUUCCUUCCUUUUAGAUCUAAUUAACCGACAGUCUGAUGAUACCAGCACUGCACCACAUACAGCCACACCCACCGCCAUCAUCCUCACUUUCACCCCCCUUCCUUCUCUCCUCAGUUUUGACUCGUUUCCUGUGGCCCAUUGUCAGUUGUACUUUCUUUGCUCUCUCUCUCAUACUCGUUUUAACCUCCCCCAUUUCUUGCGUACAUCUCCUUUAGCUCGCUUUUUCUUAUUAAAUCCCAAAACUCAGUCACCGACAUACAAAUUCCAAACUCCCCCCUCUCUCUCUCUCGCCCAAAGUCACGAAAUUUCGUCGCAUUUUGACAUGGGUAUGUGAAGUUUUUGAGUUUGAUUGAGGAUUAUUGGUGUCUUCCAAGGCUUCUUUUGGGUUACCCUUUACAAAGGGGGAUCUGGGUGUGGUAGAACACGGAUGUUAUAUGCAAUUUCUCUCCAAAUCUGUGUCUGGGGUACUAUAAUCUUAUCUGGGUGUCGGUGAUUUCGAAGGUUUCGUGAAGUUAAGCCAAAAGGAUUUUAAUUUGCGCUAAUUUUGGUUGUUUGUCAAUUUCCUGCUCCCAGAGUAGAUACACAUUGAAAGAAUGGUAGCAGGAAAUGGUCCUUUUUACCCAAUUCUUGGUUUUGCAUUAUUUGUGGCUUUCCUUUACAUGUCUUUUGGGGAUUUGAUUUUCAAUUAUCAUAAAGAGCCAGAGAUUGGUUUCGUGGAGAGGAAUGGGACUCAGUUCAUGUUGGACGGAAGAGCCUUCUACAUUAAUGGGUGGAACUCUUACUGGUUAAUGGACCAUGCGGUGGAAGAAUAUAGCAGACCAAGGAUCAGGGCAAUGUUGCAAGCCGGUGCAAAGAUGGGUCUCACCGUGUGCAGAACUUGGGCAUUCAAUGAUGGGGCUUACAAUGCCCUCCAGAUUUCUCCUGGUCAGUUCGAUGAGCGAGUUUUCCGGGCACUGGAUCAUGUCAUUGCAGAAGCUAGACAACAUGGAAUCAGGUUGCUUCUUAGCUUAGUAAAUAACUUGCAAGCAUAUGGUGGGAAAACUCAGUAUGUAAAAUGGGCAUGGGAAGAAGGCAUAGGUUUAAGCGCCUCCAAUGAUUCCUUCUUUUUUGAUCCAAGCAUCCGCAACUAUUUCAAGGAUUACAUCAAGACUGUCCUGACAAGGAGGAACUCCAUUACUGGAAUUGAAUACCGAAAUGAUCACACCAUCUUUGCCUGGGAAUUGAUAAAUGAACCCCGUUGCAUGUCUGAUACUUCAGGCGAUACUCUCCAAGAUUGGCUAGAAGAAAUGUCUGAGUUCGUGAAAUCAAUUGACAAGAACCAUUUACUGACUGUUGGCCUGGAAGGAUUUUAUGGUCCUAAAAGCCCCAAAAGCUUGACCACAAACCCAGAAGCUUGGGCGUCCAGGCUUGGGUCUGAUUUUAUUCGCAACACCAACAUCUCUUACAUUGAUUUUGCCUCUGUUCACAUCUACCCUGACCAUUGGUUUCAUGAGCAAGAAUUAGAAGACAAACUCAAAUAUGUCUCCAAGUGGAUGCUUUCACACAUUGAGGAUGGAGAAAAAGAACUGAAGAAACCAGUCAUGUUCACUGAAUUUGGACUGUCAAACCUGAAUAAGGACUUCCUACCAUCUCAACGAGAUAGGUUUCACAAAACUGUUCUUGAUACCAUCUAUAAAUCUGCAAAGAAAAAUGGGUCAGGGGCAGGUGCUUUGGUCUGGCAGCUCUUUGUUGGGGGAAUGGAAGAAUAUCAUGAUGAUUUUGCUAUUGUUCCAUGGGGAAGGCCGUCAACAUAUAGGCUGCUAACCAAACAAUCAUGCAGGUUGGCUGGAAUCCAGGGAGUGAGUCAACUAGAGGGAUAUUUAAAAGAGUUGUGUUCAAAGAAAGUGUAGAAGUCUGAUUCUCUCAUCAGAAAAAUUGGUUGUUUGUUGGGGGAUGGGGGUGUUAUUUUUGGCUUGUUGAUGAUCAAAGGGUGAGAAGCAGGUCACUGUUUUUUGUACCUUUAUCCUUCUCAUGUCCAUUCACAUUAUAUACUUAAAUAGGUAAGAAGUGUUCUUC